AUGAAUUCCAGAAGACUGCUCUCGGAAUCACGGAGAACAUUUCCUGCUCCUAAAGCACACUGCCAGCAGCCGUCGCGGGUCCUGGUGGUGGACGUCACCUCUCCCAGCUGGACCAACACCUGCUCUGCUGUGGCCGAAGCUCUGGACAACGCGCUCUGCCUGGCCUGCAGCCUGAUAGGGCCCUGCCGCGUCCCGCUGCUGAGCCUCUACGCGGUGCAGGGCCAGCAGGAGUGCCUGCUGCCCUUCACGCAAGUGAGAGAAAACUUCGCACGAAUUCAAGCCUGCAUUUCGGAGCUCCGUUCCCUACCGAGAGAAGGCUGCUUCCCGCAGGGGGGACACGGCGUGGUGCAAGCUGUGCAGGACGGGCUGCAGCAGUUCAAGCAAUACAGCAGACACACAGCAGCAGGAGGCUCCACAAACACUUCUGUGGAGAUCACAAUUUUGACGAGCCAGUCCAGCAGAGAGAUGGUAACGCAGCUGGAAAAGAAGUUAAUUGAUGUAGAUCUCGUGAGCCUGAGGAAGAUACAAGUCAUCGAGGUUUUGAAGAGAGACUUUCUGCAGCCCGAGGAUCAGUGCGUGCCAGCAGAAGACCCCAGCAGCAGUG
Molecule: messenger RNA, 604 nt
Organism: Mesitornis unicolor (brown roatelo)
Lineage: Eukaryota; Metazoa; Chordata; Aves; Mesitornithiformes; Mesitornithidae
Product: meiosis 1 arrest protein-like
Exons: 3
Biological process (GO): spermatogenesis; male meiosis chromosome separation; meiosis I
Source: RefSeq, a predicted model, not a curated record